Messenger RNA from Bursaphelenchus okinawaensis, 2405 nucleotides. The record is from the annotation of a GenBank genome assembly. NCBI's taxonomy places the organism in Eukaryota, Metazoa, Nematoda, Chromadorea, Rhabditida, Aphelenchoididae.
AUGAGUGAAUCCGAUUCCCCACCAAAGAAAAUACCAAAAACAAAUGGGCUGGCCCCAAUCUUUGGAAAACCUCAAAUUGCAGGCAGCUGGACUAGUCUGCAUCAGGAAUUGAUGUUCUUCACUCCAGAUGACAUUGAGCAUCGGGAGAAGAUUGCUGGUUUUGACAUGGGUAGGUUCUUUAACAAUCAUGUAUGAUAGACGUGGUCAUAUAUUAUAUUAUUAUUAUAUGUUUAUAUUAGUUCGUAUACUCGAAUAUAUGAUUUGCGUGGGCAUAUAUUAUAUUAUUAUUAGAUGUUUGUUCGUAUAUUCGAAGGUUUUUAGAUGGAACAUUAAUCAAAACAAAGUCGGGUAAUGUGUUUGCGAGGAAUUUCGAAGACUGGCAGUUGUGGGACCAUAAAGUAAGCAGAAAGAUUAAAAAAAACUCUACAAUGAAGGUUACAAAAUCUGCAUUUUUACGAAUCAAAAAGGUCUUUCUGUAAGUUUUUAUCUUAUUUUUUGGGAUUUUAGGUAUUUUUUCUAUAACAAGAUGUUUUAAAAAGCAGAGUUUCUGUUAACUGGAUUUGGCUAUGUCAUAAUAGUUAAUAUUAGUUGUAGUACUCUAAAUUACUGCUAGUGCUCUAUAUUACUGAUAACUUAAACUGAAAAGCACUUAACAUAUUAGACGACGUUGUUUUAGACCAAAAAGGUUGACCCAAACCAGUUGAAGAAGAAGAUUCUGAAGAUUUGUAGCGCGAUCGGAGUACCAAUUCAUGUUUUUGUUUCUCCUGGAGCUAGCAAGUACAGAAAGCCUUCAAUUGCAAUGUGGGAAUUCCUGGAGACUGAGGGUAAUGGUGAUGUUAAGGUAGACAGAGAACAGUCGAUUUAUGUUGGAGACGCUGCUGGACGAACUAAAACUUCUGUAAGUUGUUGGAUGAUUAGUUUUUGGGCUUGGAGUUUAAAAAUGGGUUUUAAAGUUUAAAAUUGUCUACAGUAAUUACUACAGUAAUUUUUAUUAUAUUUUUUAUGUUUAUUUAUAAUAGUUGAUCAAUAACCUUGUUGCUGCUUCUAUUCUGGGCAAACAAAUUCUAAAUUUUCUUGCAAAACAACAUUAUGAUACUUAUUUGCACAGAUGUUAUACGUCUUUUGAAAAACAUAAUAGUGUUAUUGUAAAAUACGUGACUUAAUUUCCACUUAUUUUUAGUUUAUAAUUGAAAAUGUGUUUGUUGUUUUAAUUAUGAAAUUUCAGAAACGGCCAAAGGCGGAUCAUUCAUCGGCCGAUCGUUUGUUUGCUUUAAACCUGGGAGUCAAAUUCGAAACUCCGGAACAGUUUUUCCUCGAUCAGCCAGAAGAAGAACCCUACAAAAUGCCUCAAUUUGAUCCGACACAGUUCUUGGAGCAGAACAAGCCACAGUUUGAGCCUGGUAAGUACUUUUUGGUAUUAUCAUGGGUAUUUUCCACUAUCAUCAUGGGCAGUAUUUUCCAGAUUUUUUUGGGGAAAACGAAGGUUGGAAAAGUUACAGUAUCUCGGGUUUAAAAAAUCUAAAAUGAUAAAAUUUUGUAUAAUUUAAAACUUGAUUACAAAAAAAAUUACAGAAAUGGCCUUCAACAAUCAGAUGACUCAAAUGAUUGUACUGGUCGGCUCUCCGGCUUCUGGAAAGAGUCAUUUGAGCAAAUGGCUUCAAGAUGAAUAUGGAUUUUCAGUAGUGAAUCAGGACACACUGGGUACCAAAGAAAAAUGCCUCAAAAAGUGUGCUGAACUAAUAGAAGAAGGCGAAAAAGUCAUCGUAGACAAUACUAACAGAGACAAAAUGACUAGGUAACUUUUAUAAUAGUAGGUGCUAAACAGUACAAACAGUACACGAGGUUUUACAUAGACUUCUUGUGAAUACUAAAGAGUCUAUAUAUUAAUGUAGCAUCUUUUUCUAUAUUAAUAUAGCACCUCUUGUCGAAUUUAUAUUUGUGAUUUAGCUAUGACAUACCGAUGUAAAUUUUUUACAGAAAGAGUUACAUUGAUUUGGCAAAAAAGUUGGAAGUGCCAAUAUUUUGCAUCAAAAUGAAUGUCGAUUACGCUCAAGCUGCUCACUUGAAUACGUUUCGUACUGUAGUAGGUACUGACAAUGCUCACAAAUCUGUCAACAGCUUCGUCUUGAAACAAUACUUCAACGGUUAUCAGGUAGGAUACUUUAUAGUUACCGUGCCAUAAUGUAAUGUGAAAAGUAAUAUGAUAUUUAGCUAAUGUUGUGUAGUAUGAACGAUGGCUUACUUAGAAUAACACUAAUUUUUCCUAUCGUGAGUAAUAAAAAAUUGUGAUUCUUUAGGAACCAACGACUUCAGAAGGCUUUGAAAAGGUGGUUGCCUGCAAUUUCAUUCCGCGAUUUGAAAGCGACGAACACAAAGACAUCUUCUCCCGGUAUCUCAACGAAUAA